Molecule: messenger RNA, 291 nt
Organism: Linnemannia hyalina
Lineage: Eukaryota; Fungi; Mortierellomycota; Mortierellomycetes; Mortierellales; Mortierellaceae
Source: the annotation of a GenBank genome assembly
AUGAACGAAUCUACGCCACGUUCAUCACAAGCUGAAAAGUCUUCAAAGUGGUGCGCAAACCACUUGAUCAACUUCAAGGCCAUGUCCAGAGCACUUUCAAUUCGGUCACAUUUGGAGCGAUACCUCGUCAAGACACUUGGUCUGAAUAGGCCAAGUCAACUGCCAUCAUGCUUGGGGGUAGAUGGAUCAAGGGUCAGCGAUCCCAACGAAGCAACGAUCAAGAUCCACAAGUGCCUCGCGUCCGGAUACUUUGCGCAGGCAGCAAAGACUGCUUCGGACGGUACACAUUGA